Carica papaya (papaya) is the source of this 963-nucleotide messenger RNA. RefSeq names its product 2-hydroxyisoflavanone dehydratase-like. NCBI's taxonomy places the organism in Eukaryota, Viridiplantae, Streptophyta, Magnoliopsida, Brassicales, Caricaceae. The record is from RefSeq and is a predicted model, not a curated record. Gene Ontology annotation, molecular function: hydrolase activity.
AUGGGAUCUGUAUCAAACGAGGUGGUGAUCGAGCUCACCCCAUUCAUUCGAGUUUACAAAGAUGGUUAUGUAGAGCGUCUUGCUGGCUCCCCCAUAGUUCCUCCCUCACCCGAACAAGACCCCGACACAGGUGUCUCCUCCAAAGAUGUAAUCAUCUCCCUAAACCCACCAAUCUCUGCUCGUCUCUAUCUCCCUAAUAACCUCCCCAACAAAAAAUUACCCAUCUUGGUGUAUUUCCACGGCGGUGCUUUCUGCAUCGAAUCUGCAUUCUCAUUUCUCGAUCACAGAUAUCUAAACAACAUGGUGUCUGAAGCUCAAGUAGUUGGAGUCUCUGUGGAGUACAGACUAGCCCCAGAACACCCUCUGCCUACAGCAUACCAAGAUUGUUGGGAUGCUCUUCAGUGGGUAGCCUCUCACUCCAUCAAAGAUAAACUUCACAACGAUCCAUGGCUGGCAGACUUUGGUGAUUUCAGUGGACUCUUUAUCGGGGGUGACAGUGCAGGAGCCAAUAUUGCACAUAACGUAGCAAUGAGAGCAGGAAAUGAGGGUUUGUCUGGUGGUGUAAAAAUUGAGGGUACAUGGCUUGCUCAACCCUUCUUUUGGGCAUCAAGCGCCAUAGGCGUGGAGCCUGAGAAGAGAUUACCUGCAAAGGUCUGGAAUGUGGUGUGGCCGUCUGCACCGGGUGGUGUCGACAAUCCGAUGAUCAAUCCAGUGGGUGAAGGGUGCAGAAAGGAGCUGGCUGGACUUGGAUGCUCGAGGUUACUGGUUUGUGUGGCCGAGAAAGACACGUUUAGAGAGAGAGGUGUUUUGUAUUGUGAUGCAGUGAAGGAAAGCGGAUGGGAAGGAGAAGUUGAAUUUUUUGAGGUGAAAGGAGAAGAUCAUGGCUUUCAUAUAUUUCAUCCCUACACUGUCAACUCUAAGGCCAUGAUCAAACGCUUGGCUUCUUUUCUCUCCGGCAACUGA